CAUAAAUUUUAAAUUUAGUGAUUGACAAUUUUUCCUAUGAAAAUUACCAAAAGAAUACUGAGCAGCAUAGUUUAAGUAAAUUUGUAUGGUUUAGUAGUGGUAGUGGUCCUUUUAUAUUACCACUUGUCUAUUUUAUGUACUGCUCACAUUAACAAUUAUAGAAUAAGAAAUGAUAUACUUUUAUUUGAUGAUUGUUACUGAAUACCAGUAUAAUCAUGAAUGCCCACCCUUAUAUACUCAUUAUUUAUUUGUAUGUAGCAGAAAGUAAUAGCUCAAGAAAUGAAGAAGGUACAUUUAGAUCUGAUAUUGCUUAUAGAGUCAUGACAGAAUAUACUGGAAUGAUAAAGGAAAAGGUUGGUUUGUAUCCAUUGGUAGACAGGCUGGUUGAGAACAGGGUAAUAAGUCAUGUUGAAAAAGAUCAGAUUAUUGACACCAGCACUGUACUAACUGCUGAUCAAAGAAUGGACAAGCUACUUAGUUUACUUAAGGAAUCUAUUAAAGAGGAUGGAGAAGAUUUUGGUUUGUUUUUAGAAAUAAUUAAACACGUUGAUACAAAAAGAGCUGAUAGACUAGCACAGACACUAUUAGACAAGUAUAAAGAUUAUUAUGUAAUUUAAUCAUUUAAUUUUUUUUUAAAUACGACCUUAAAGGUUGAAAUCAAUGAUAAAUUAAA
Molecule: messenger RNA, 673 nt
Organism: Amphimedon queenslandica
Lineage: Eukaryota; Metazoa; Porifera; Demospongiae; Haplosclerida; Niphatidae
Exons: 2
Coding region: 216-617 (133 amino acids)
Source: RefSeq, a predicted model, not a curated record